Sipha flava (yellow sugarcane aphid) is the source of this 2551-nucleotide messenger RNA. RefSeq names its product eukaryotic translation initiation factor 2 subunit 3-like. Gene Ontology annotation, biological process: formation of translation preinitiation complex; positive regulation of translational fidelity. The record is from RefSeq and is a predicted model, not a curated record. Bases 231 to 2390 code for a protein of 719 amino acids. Gene Ontology annotation, molecular function: GTP binding; tRNA binding; zinc ion binding. Lineage: Eukaryota; Metazoa; Arthropoda; Insecta; Hemiptera; Aphididae. The transcript is spliced from 4 exons. Gene Ontology annotation, cellular component: nucleus; cytosol; eukaryotic translation initiation factor 2 complex.
ACCGUCCGGCGUCCAAAGCACGUAUCACGUUUUUCUCUCUGUCAGCGAGCUCGUGGAAGUUUUUCUUGUGUUCUCUAUUUUUCUUUUUGAACAUAAACUAUUCAUCCCCCGCUGCGACUAACGAAACCGAAAUGGCCAUUUAAUUGCUUAUACUCAUUUUGCAUGUUCAUACCUGCUAAGAACUAUAAAAUUUUUCGGUUUAGUGUCUGUUUUCGUUUUCACCAAUCACCAUGUCUGAUAAUCCAUCUGGAAAACUCAAGGAACAAGACCUAUCAAACUUAGAUGUUACUAAAUUGACACCAUCUUCGCCUGAAGUUAUCAGUCGUCAAGCUACAAUCAACAUAGGAACUAUUGGGCAUGUAGCGCACGGAAAGUCUACUAUAGUGAAAGCUGUUUCUGGAGUUCAAACUGUCCGUUUUAAAAAUGAACUUGAAAGAAAUAUCACGAUUAAAUUAGACGAAAAGCAGAAAAAUCCAAAUACUAGCAAAAAUAGUCUUAAGAAUAAAGUAAAAAGUUUAAGAAAGAGAAAAAUUCUAAAAGCCAACUGUGAUCCAUCGAAGAUAAAAAUUUAUAGAUGUAAUGAAGAAAGCUUAGACAAUAUUGAUGCUGAAUUAUCAUGUACUAAAAAAUGUAUUUUAGAAAAUGAUGAUGAAUCUUCAGUUAAUUCAAAAGAUUCUACAUUUUCAGUAUCGCAAAAAGAAAACUCGAUGUUUGAAACUGAUGCCAGCUCCAAUAGUGGUCAGGGUGAUUUUGAAAUAUCUAACAGAGAUCAAAAUAAUGUUCAAAAAGUAACUAAUUUUGAUAACUCUAGUAGCAGGUAUGAAGCUGAUGAUGCAUUUGAGAUUGAUCCUAAGAACUCUAUUGUGGGUAUUAAUGAAAAAUCUAAUGAUAGCUUUCAUUCAAAUUCAACAAUUUGUAGCUCAAGUUCAACUGUUGCAAAUAAUAAUAACAUAAAUAGAUAUUACCAGAAUCGGGAACUCAAUGAUGUUAUCAGUGAUAAUAUUUUUUCAUUAGAACGCAAUUUACUUGAUACUGCAUUCAUAACCAUUCCUUAUGCACCCAAUAACAAAUUUGAGGUUACAUUUAAUUACAUGACUUCUGAUGAAAGAAUAAAAUGUUUUAUACUUGAAGGUGGAAUGAUUGAACCAAAUGAUUAUAGUGAUGCUUAUGAUCCAUCUGAAAUAGAGGAAAUUAUCAAUGAUGUAUUGAUUAAUGGUAUACAUUACUAUUUAAUAAAAUGGAAAAUAUGGUCUCGAGGAUUUAAUACAUGGGAACGUUUUGGAAGUCUAUACAAAUCUCAAAAACUUUAUAUUGAUUAUAUGAAAAAGAAAAACAAUGAAGUUGAUAUCUAUAAACCUAUUAAUGGAAUACAUCUGAUGCUAUCCAGAAAAGUUAUUUCGAAAUUAUUCAAUAUGUUUAGAACUGAGACAGGUUUAUCUCUACCUUUAAUUUCACCUGAAGAUUUAUCGAAUAUAUUUAAUUGCCUCGAUAUUGGUUCUAGAAAGUCUCAAAUCCAGCGAAAAAAAUGUUUAAAAUUUUUUUUGACUACUAUUUCUUUAGGUAGUUUUAGACAACAACAGUUACUAAAUCUCAAUCAGUGGGAGAUAGACAUUAAUUUAGUGACUAAAAAAUACAAAAUUAAAGUAGAAAAUAAUAUUGAUCUCGAAGGGCCUCCAGAUCUAUUUGUGUAUGUUUGUGAUUACAUUCCUCGAAAUAACAUUAUUAUACCUAAUGAUCCUCCAAUUGGUUGUAAUUGUAAAAAAAAUUGUCAAUAUUCUAAUGAAUGUUGUAAUGAACUGUCAGGAUGUGAAACUGCUUAUGAUGCAAAUAAAAAUAUAAUAUUGGCCCCUCGAAACCCUGUGUAUGAAUGUAAUAAAAAAUGUAAAUGUACAGUUCAAUGUAAUAAUAGAGUGGUUCAGCUUGGUAGUGAAGUAGAAGUUUGUAUCUACAAAACAAAAGAAUAUGGUUGGGGUGUUAAAACUCGUCAAACAAUUCAAAAAGGUCAGUUUAUAGCCAGUUAUGUUGGAGAAAUUAUUACAGUUGAAGAAUCUGAACAGCGUUUAGAAAACAAUUUUUCUUCUAUGGAUUAUAUGUGGAACUUGGACUUUAAUGAUCAAAAAAACUAUAAAUAUAUAAUAGAUGGUUCACAUUAUGCUAACUUUACAUAUUUUAUAAAUCAUUCUUGUAAUGCUAACUUAGAUGUAUAUGCUGUGUGGAUUAAUUGCUUGGAUAGAAACCUUCCACAAUUGGCAUUAUUUUCUAACAGAACAAUUUCGGCUGGUGAACAACUUACGACCAAUUAUUUUUCCCGGUCUUCUCCAGCAACGUUGAAAAGAAGUGGCAUCAGAUGUCAAUGUAAUAUGAAAAACUGUAAAGGCUACUAUUUUUAAAACUAAUAACACAGAAUUUUAAUUCCUUAUUUCACUCAAAAUGUAUUUUUAUAUUUUUGUAAUAAUUUAUAAUUGUAAAGUUUAUAAAAGUUCUAAAGAUUGGUAUAUUUUAAUUAGUUUUUUUAAAUUUGAAUUUUUAUUUUUUUAUACUGGACUUUAAA